CUUAAAUAUUUUUCAUUUUGUAACCAAGAUUAUAGUAAAGGAUUUGGCGGCAAAUAUGGAAUUCAGAAAGAUCGCGUGGACAAGGUAUUUAUUUUAAAGUAAAUGUGCUAUUAGGGUCUGGUCAUAAAAUAACUGCUACGGUGGGCUGGAGGUAAAUCACAAAUUUUGCCAAUAAGUUUGGUGACCCAUCUUAGGAUGUGGAUAAAAACUUCAAAGCCCAUCUAAUCUUACCAAAUUUAUUUCAUGACCCACCCACCCAAUCUAAAUUGGGAAAAUACACUUUUAUAAUAAACCAAGUUGACCAACAUAAUUGCACCAAGUUGACCAACAAAUUCAUCACCAAUUACGAUACUGAGCUGUUCUCCAUUUGGUUGUAUUUGCUGUGAUUCGACCACUUCUUGUUGUUGUAUAAAACAAAGUACUGGCUUCAAUAACAUCAUUUGCAUUUAAUAAUUUGGAUAGUGUUGUUUACUUCUAUUAUUAAUUUAAUAUCUGCCCAUGUUGGGUUUUUGUUUGGUGACCCAACCGUGGACAUACAAAAAAAUUGGCGGCCCAUCGAAACUGCCCAAAGAUUUUCCAUGGCCCAUCCCAAAUCACUCCAGCCCACCCUAGCAGUUACUUUAUGACCGGUCCCUUAUCCUCCUUUCUAUCGAAGCGAGAUGCCGAAACUCUUGAAUAAAAGAGAAAGUUACAUGCCCUGUUCUUUCUCUAGAGCGCCGAAGGUUGGGAAUACGAAGGCAAGACAGAAAAACACGCUUCUCAGAAAGGUAAUGUGCUCAUUGUGGACGUUGCUGAUUAUGGUUUGUUGCAUUUUUCGUUGCAUUAUUCGCAGCUGUUCCAAGUUAGGUGACUUAGGUCGAAUAUAUUUUUAUGUUUUCCCACGGUAUUGGGAGAGUAGUUUUGGAUAGGGGUGCACCGGAUUUGGAAUUUUCAAAUCCGGCCGGAACCGGAUUUGGACAAAAAUUCCGGCCGGAUUUGAGAUAAACCGGUAAUGGGGACAAUUGGGGAUAAAUCAGUAUUCAAAAUGGCGGUUUAUGUUUUUUACUAUUUUUAGUUAGUGUCAGUUUAGAUUUUUGAUUGUGUUUAAACCUUUUUUAAAUAUCUUUUUGUUAAUAACUUAAUAUUUUAUAAUAAUAUAAGUGUUUUUUAAACUUUAAAGCUGCCAAAUUGAUGGUUUAUCCCAUUCUUGGUGAACUUUUUAAGGUGAAAACAGAAAUUUAAAUCCGGCCGGAUUUUCUCCAAAUCCGGCCGGAAGCCGGAUGCCGGAAAAUUCGUUAAAUCCGGCCGGAAUUCCGGCCUGAUUUGAAAUCCGGUGCACCCCUAGUUUUGGAAAUUUUGAAAAUGUUUAAAAGUUCUUUCAAAUAAGAUAAAGUUAAUUUUUAUUGCUAUAUCCCUUUAAUGUAGUGUAUUUUUAUCAUUUUAGAUUACUCCACUGGUUUUGGUGGAAAAUAUGGUGUUCAAACAGACAGAGUUGAUAAAGUAAGAUUCAAAACUGAGCGUAGAGUACUCGCUUGAUAAAGUAUUCAUUGCUCUAAUGUGUCUAGUAGUUAAAGUGCUUAUGACACGAAAUUUCACCCCAAAUGUUUAUGAUUGCAUAAUUGUAAAGAUCACUUAAAAUGACUUACAGUUGAUUUCACGAAACUUUGGCCGCGCCAGUUGCGAGGUUGGUUGGGAAUUUGGGAACUAUAAACACGAGAUCAUCAAGUUGAUUGGAAACCGGCCAAUCAAAUUCGGAAGUUUCGCAUCAAAUUAUCGAAAUUCGUUGUGAAAUUCCGAACCAAGUUCGCAAGCAAGUUCGCAAAUUGCAAACCAUUUUGGCGGUAAAUUUUAAAAUGAUGAUCAUGAUUUGAUGAUCUCGUGUUUAUAGUUCCCAAAUUCCCAACCAACCUCGCAAUUGGCGUGGCCAAAGUUUCGUGAAAUCAACUGUAAUAAUUUCUUUCAUAGAAUUUUGGUAACUUGCUUCCUUUGCAAGAUAUUCAACUUUGUUUCAUAUGCAAAUAUCACCGGUGUGACAUCACAUCGCAUAGUGACAUUUUGAAAACGCAAUAUUUUACCUUGAUAAAACAGUUUUACAAACAAAUACAGAGGGUUAAUUACCAGUUAUGAAAUUAAUACAUAUACAAGGGCAAUUUUAAAGUUUUUUAGAUACGUAUUCGUCAAGAAAACUAUACUUUUCUGAAAACGUGAAACGGUGAUGUCACACCGGUGAUAUUUGCAUAUGAAACAAAAAGUUGAAUAUCUUGAAAAGGGAGCAAGUUACCAAAAUUCUAUAAAAGAAAUUAUUAAGUCAUUUUAAGUGAUCUUUACAAUGCAACCAUAAACCUUUGGGGGUGAAAUUUCGUGUCAUAGGCACUUUAAGUUUCAUUGAAUUUCAUUGUGCCCUGAUCCGCUCUACUUUAUUAUUCCAUCAGGGGAGAGUGUUGGAACCCACAUGGGCUAAUUAGAUGUUUAAUUAAACCGUAUUUGUCAGAACAAACAUAAUUUUAGAUUAUAAUUUUCUAGUCUGCUGAGGGUUACGAAUACGAAGGCAAAACAGAGAAACACGCCUCGCAAAAAGGUAACGGACUGCACGCACGUAAAAACACACAAGUUGUAACAAACCUGCAGCAGACUUGUAUAGAAAUGGUAUUCCAACAACUUGUCAACAGGAUGUGUUCGCACUGCUUGUUCCCAGCUUGUUGACAACUUGCUACGAGGUUGAUGAGCUCAACAGACUUGUUGCAAGUUGUUCCAACAACUUGUUAUCGUCCUGCAAUUCAACAAUUUGUCAACAAGUUGUGAGUGACAACCUUGUAGCAACUUGAUAAAAUAACAACAUUUUGUUACAACUUGUUGACAAGCUUGCUACAAGCCUGUUGCGAACACAUCUUGUUGACAAGCUUGCUACUGAGCUCAACAGACUUGUUACAGGUUGUUCCAACAACUUGUUAUCGUCCUGCAAUUCAACAAUUUGUCAACAAGUUGUGAGUGACAACCUUGUAGCAACUUGAUAAAAUAACAACAUUGUUACAAGUUUGCUACAAGCCUGUUGCGAACACAUCUUGUCGACCAGUUGUUAGAUUUUUACAUCUAUAGUAUAAUUUCUACUGUAUAAGCGGUAUAUGCUUCCCAUAAUCAGUAUUUUAUACUGCCAUUGCAGCCUAACAAAUCCGUGAUGUAUAUUUUUAUUAUUUCAGAUUAUUCCACUGGCUUUGGGGGCAAAUAUGGCGUUCAAACAGACAGAGUAGACAAGGUCUAGUACCUUAAUCAUUAUUGGCAAUGCAUAAACGUUCUUCGUCUGUUUAAAUAUCUUGAAAUAUCCUCUUAAUGGAUGACUAAAUUUUCAUCUAGGCAAGAAGAACAAAAUCCAUCAGCACAGCUAGAAAGAGCAUGUUAAAAUUAGUAAAAUUGCAAUGUUUGGUUGCGAAAUGUUGUAAAAUGAAGAAAAUAUACUGUAUGCACCACUUUAGGCCCAAAUGUGUUGAAUUUUCCCGCGCGUAAUAGAAAUUGAUACAAAAUUUGCAAAUUUCGCAGGGCUGUAUUUUCCACAUUUUACAACAUUUCGCAACCAAACUUUGCAAUUUUACUAAUUUUAACAUGCUCUUUCUAGCUGUGGUGAUGGAUUUUGUUCUUCUUGCCUAGAUCAAAAUUUAGUCUAUAGCUGCCUAGAUCAAAAUUUAUUCUAUACUUUCAUGUUUUGUAUACAGUCUGCGGGGACGUUUGAAGAUAUGUCGGAGGUCAAAUCGUCGUACAAAACAGCGAAGCCUGGUGGUAGUUCAGGUAUGAAUGUUUCAGUGCAACCAGUAGGCUUAUAACGUAAAUUUACAUGCAACAAAUUCGCGUCAAUUGAUAUUGUAUAGCGUGCACUUAAAUAAUGAAUAUUGAAUUCUCAGGCGCAGCUGGGAAUCUCAAAGCACGUUUUGAAAGCAUGGCCAAGGCGGGAGAAGAGGUAACGAUAUAACCGUCAAAGAUUUGUUGAUCUAAAGAGAUUUAUAUAUUUGAAAUCUUCUCCGAUUUGAUUUCCAGGAAGACAGGAAGCGGGCUGAAGAAGAGAAGGCUCGUCGUUUGGCGCGCGAGAAACGAGAACGUGAAACAGCAGAAAGAAGACAAGCACAGGUAAAUGCAAUGCUUUACGUGGAAGAAAGUUUUGGGCUGGUAUACCAGUGGGGAAAUGAAAAAAAAACAAACAACCAGACGGUUAUUAAGUCAACUUAUUAUAUGACUUUUCAAAAUUCUCUAUUCUGAUUGGUUGACAAGCGGUCCGUAAAAACCCGUGGUCAAAAAAAUUUCAUCACAGCUUGAAAGAGCAUCACAAAAUUAGUAAUAUUCCGACGUUUGGUUACGAAAUGUUGUAAAAUGUGGAUAAUAUAGCCCUGCGAAGUUUGCAGUUUCUGUAUUACGCACGGGAAAUUGAUACCGCUUCUGAAAAAAGGUACCCACCUAUAAUAAUAUAAUUAACUCUCUUCUUUUCCCUUCCAUUAUAAUAAUUUUGUGAUGUAAUUGAUGCGUAAUUAUAUCUUUUGUAAAACGUGUGAGAUAAAUUGAAUAUCUUGAAUCUUCCAGGAAGCAGAACGGGAGAGGGCAGCUCAAGAGGCCGAGGAACAAGAACGUGCAGAAGCCGAGAGGGCAAACGACACCGAGCGUGAACACGCAGAAGCCGAAGCAAGAGCACGCGAGGAGGCAGAACGUGCUGAGCAGGAACGUGCUGAACAGGAACGUGCUGAACAGGAACGUGCUGAACAGGAACGUGCUGAGGCAGAACGUGCUGAGGCAGAACGUGCUGAGCAAGAGCGUGCAGAAGCGGAACGUGCUGAAGCGGAAGCGGAUUACGAUCAACCGGAAGCCGGAUACGAAGAACCGGAAGAUGAUCAUAUUUAUGGCAACGCCGAUGCCGCUGGCGAAGAGGUAGGAAUUUUUUGUGGCAAAUUAUAGUCUGUGGUGGAAAAUACUUUAUUUCCCGAGUCCUGGUUAAUUUGUUCAUCAUCGUAGCUACGUUUAACGAGGCUAUAUGGUUGAAUUAACCAGAUUAUGUUUGGCGUACUAUUAGCCAAAAAUUUCUGCUUAAUAUUCCGCCUAACAUCUGAUUAAGAGGCAAUUUUUUUUCAAUGUCCCGAGGUAUUUGUUGCGCGCGAUGAAAAGUGUUCAAACCCUAAAAUCUUUUUGGCGUUCCUCUCAUAAUUACUUUGUUUUAGCUUUAUUUUGUAGUUUACACAGUUAUAGCAACCGUUUUAAAUGUAUCUGGCGGUUGAGAAACACAAAAUAAUUGUUAAAUAUUGUCAAUUUAAAUACAAUUAUCAUUGAUGCUGUAAAAUUAACGCCAUAUUUGUACGGCAAUAUAAGCAAAAUUUUACUGUACUUCAGACAUCAUUUUCUCUUUGGCGUACCAUCUAAAAUCUCUUUAUUUUAGCAUCAUUUUACAGAUAAAGCACUAAACAUACUUUUUAAGUUUGUUUGCCGCUUGGGAAACGUAUCAAAAAUUUAAAUUUGUAUCAAGUCAUAACCAAAUGGAAAAAUAUAUUCGUUAGUUUUAUCUGUUCUACGUUUAAAUACAACCACAGUCUUGCCGAAGUCAAAGAAUAGACAUGAACAACAUUUUAACUUCUUCGAAGAAGCGGAGAAUAACUUCAUUUCAGGCCAGGCUGAGAUUUCACGCCGAUUUAGAAUUGCAAUUCUAACUCAUCCCUGGCUGACAUUUGCCAUGUAAUCAUGAAACAAUUUCGGCUCGGUCAACCGGGUUGAAAUUCAGCCCGGGCUGAAAGCUCCCCAUGUAAUCAGCCCUUAAAUAUAGCUUAAUUAUGGCUUUGAACACCUUGGAACAAUUGUUGGACAACACUAUUUCUUUAUUUUAAUUCUAGGACACUGGCGUAACAGCAGUUGCCUUGUAUGACUAUCAAGCAGGUAUGAAACCGUUGCAUUAUACAUGUUUCUAUACGUUCGAAACUACAAGCGUGUAGCGCUUUAUCUAUCAUUUAAACCGAAUUGAUGCGAAGCUACAAUCAGGGGCGGAUCUAGCCUCAUCUGCAAGGAGGGGUGCAGGUUUUCCAUGAGGCGGUGCAUGAGGGAGCCUUACUGCCCACUCUCCUCUGCAGUCUGCAACGCUACUAUCCCAACAUUACCAUUAUUUGAGAUGGCCGAAUCUGCAUGUUCGCCGUUCUGUUACGUUUUACAUUAUCUUUUGUUUAUAAAGUUUAUAUCGGAUUUUUAUCACGUAUGCGUGACUGGACAGUUGCUGUAGCACAGUACAGUACAUUUGCUAUAGUUAAAGUACAGUAUAUUUGAAAAUAUGGCUGUAUAACAACCUCGACAUGUUUACACAUUUAACCAUGAUAUUUAACUAAAUCUGAGUAUUUUCUCGUGAGCUCACAAAUCAAUUAAAUCGUUUCAUGAAAUCGACACGCGCUAACAGUAGAAGUUCCGCUAAUCGAAAAGCAGAAAAUGUAUGGUCAAGCAGAUUUUUUUAGGGUGGGGCUGGACUUCUCAAGGGAGUGCUAGAUGCCAUUGCGCCCCAAUAGUAUCGAUCCGAACGGUCAAAUAAGCCCUAAUCUCUUUCUCUCUUCCCAACAGCCGAUGAAGACGAGCUGACGUUUGACCCAGACGAUAUCAUUACGAAUAUCGAACAAAUAGACCAAGGCUGGUGGCGUGGCGAUUGUCACGGGAAAACUGGCAUAUUUCCCGCAAAUUAUGUCGAAAUACAAUAA
Paramuricea clavata is the source of this 6677-nucleotide messenger RNA. The record is from the annotation of a GenBank genome assembly. NCBI's taxonomy places the organism in Eukaryota, Metazoa, Cnidaria, Anthozoa, Malacalcyonacea, Plexauridae.